Messenger RNA from Anthostomella pinea, 825 nucleotides. Lineage: Eukaryota; Fungi; Ascomycota; Sordariomycetes; Xylariales; Xylariaceae. The record is from the annotation of a GenBank genome assembly.
AUGCCCCUAGGUGCAAUGGCCGAGCAAGCAGAAGAGCCCAGAACGCUCACGGCGCACUUCCAGGACGUGCCAGUACCAGAGUACAAGUCCCGCUGGAACGCCUGCUGGGAGGAAGAGUGGACCCCGUGGGACCGCGGCGGCUACAGCCCGGCGCUGUUUGACCUGCUCAGUGAGAAACCCGAGCUCUUCUCGCUCCCGAGCCCGGACGUCAGAAAAUCUGCUCUCAUCCCCGGCUGUGGCAGGGGCCACGACGUCCUGCUGCUCAGCUCGUUCGGCUUCGACGCUUACGGCAUGGAUAUCUCCCCGCGGGCCACGGCCGAGGCUAGGAAGCACGCCGAGGAGGCGACGACACAGGGGCUGUAUGAGCCGCGGACGGCAAGGCGGGGCGCGACGACGUUGCUCACGGGCGAUUUCUUUAAGGAUGAGGCGCUGGUUGCGGCGGGCGCCCCGACGAAGUUCGACUUGAUCUUCGAUUACACGUUCUUCUGCGCGCUCCCGCCUUCAGUGCGACCGGCGUGGGCGAGACGCACGGCGGACCUGCUGGCGCCCGACGGCAGGCUUGUCUGCCUCGAGUUUCCAUCCGAAAAGGACCCGGCCGAGCCUGGCCCGCCGUGGGCUGCGCCUCCGCAUGCGUAUAUGGCGUACCUCUCGGCUCCAGGCGAGGCGGUCGCAACGGAUGAGCGUGGAGGCGUGCUGCGAGGACAGCCGGGACCAUCACGCGAUGAUGGCUUGAAGAGGCUGCUGCACGUGAAGCCUCGGAGGACGCAUGAUGCGGGCGCUAAGGAUGGCGGUGUACAGGAUUGUAUCUCUGUGUGGUCGCAUUAG